GCUGCGUGAUUGAGCCGCAAAAAAAAAAAAAAAAUGAAUGGAAGCUGCUGAAAAUGAUGAUGUACCGGGUUGUGGUCUCGUAUUUGAAGUAGUUUGAACGAUGGAGUGCGACAUUUUGGACUCGUUAGAGCAGCUCGGCUAUGCCGGCCCUCUGCUGGAGGAGAAAGCUCUGCUCACGGCUGCGGAGGGAGGUCUGUCCUCUGCUGAGUUUGUGGACCUGUGCAGGUGGCUGGCCUCCAAGUUAAAGCCUCUGUGUGGUCUGGAGGAGAGCAUUACUUCCGACCCAGACGACUUGGACAGCCUCCAGUUGGAGAUGAGUGGUUUGCUGAAGGAGCUACACUGUCCUCAUGAAGAUGUCGUCUCAGGGAUUCUCAAAGGCAGUGUGCCAGUUGCAAAAGAUCACCUCAAGUGUGUCUUGUUUCUGAGCUCUGAGCUCCAGGCGGCUCGGAUCGUGAGCGGCAGAGGAGUCUCUGAUAAACAUCGAGGAGAGAGUCCGGUGUGUCGGGAGCUCCGGUCGAUCUGUGAGAACCUGAACCUACCGGAGCCCGGAGGACAAGACGCGGCAGAAGUUUUAGCUCAAGUCCAGGAGAAGGUUGACAAACUAGUCAGAGAUCUUCCUGAUGGCACCGUUGGAAAUCCGGUACUGAGGAAAACUCUGUCCAGUGAACAUUGGGAGAAGUUGCAGAGUAUAAACUCUGUUCUGUGUUCAGAGUACGAGUGUCGGCGCAGGAUGUUGAUUAAACGUCUGGAUGUCACGGUUCAGUCUUUUGGGUGGUCAGACAGAGCGAAGGUAAAGGUGGACAGCAUGGCGAGGGCCUACCAGCCGAAGAGACACUCUCUGAGGCCGCAGCCCGGCGUGGACAUGGCCGAGCUGCUGGCUGCCAGAGAGGACAUCUGCAACGUGGUGAAGACCAGCAGCGGCUCCAGCAGGGAGAACACGACUUGUGCCGUCAACAAGAUCCUGAUGGGGAGAGUCCCGGACCGAGGAGGGCGCCCGUCAGAGAUCUCAGCCCCAGCUCCAGAGAUGCCUCCAUGGCAAAAAAGACAAGAGGGAGGAGGUGGCUGGGGAGGCCGAGGUGGUGGAAGAGGAAGAGGAGGAGGAGGUGGUUGGAGAGGAGGAGGAGGAGGAGGAGGAGGAGGUGGAUGGAACCAAGGAGGACACAGUGGACAAGGAAGCUAUGGAGGACAUGGUGGACAUGGAGGAAAGAGAGGACGGUACCAGUAUUAAUUUCUGUUGAUGUGCUUCGAUGUCUGGACAUUUUUUUUUAAAGUGAUCGCGAUCGCUUCACAUGAACUCGAUUCUGUUUGUGUGUUUCUCUAAGAAAGAAGAAAACACAGUUUGAUGUAAUGAUGGAGAACAAUCCUUCUCUUUGUGUUUCAACUUUUAGUAGUUUUUCAUUAUUAAUAUUCUCAUUAGUGAUUUAAAAAAAGUGAGUGCGUUUUUGUACUAAAUCAUUGAACAUGUGCACUGGGACAGCUCAGAAACUCAAAUCCAAACUAUACAAUGAGGAGUUAACACUAGAGUAGUCAUGAUAGCAGAAUUCUAAACUCUGAUAUACGAUACUAAUAAAAAUCAGACGCGAUUGAUAUCUGUUUUGAUACCGAUACUGACAGCAGUGACAUUAGAAGUCCUUGGCACCCAAUUUUGGGUCAUUUCUCGUUUUUAAUGAUCAAAUGUUACAGGGACACUCCUGCACAGAUACACACACAUCCUGGCAACCUUUCAGUACAAUGACGUUGCCAUUUCCUCUGCUCUCUUUCUGUUUGUCAGAAUCAUCAGUGUUAGUUUUGCAUCGUCGUGAGACGCCCAAACUAUUUGAGAAAUGUCACUUAC
Messenger RNA from Labrus mixtus (cuckoo wrasse), 1834 nucleotides. RefSeq names its product family with sequence similarity 98 member B (gene tslig3b). Lineage: Eukaryota; Metazoa; Chordata; Actinopteri; Labriformes; Labridae. Bases 101 to 1228 code for a protein of 375 amino acids. The transcript is spliced from 8 exons. Gene Ontology annotation, cellular component: tRNA-splicing ligase complex. The record is from RefSeq and is a predicted model, not a curated record.